AUCAGUCGAGAAAAAGAUCUAUGCCAUGUUGAACAUUCACUUUUUGCACAAUAACAUUAACUAAACGUUUCAUACAUGCAAUUAGGAUACAGUUCUACGAACUUUCCGGACACCCUGAUAAAACAAUCCGUCCAAAGAAUCAAGUGCAUAUCAUGGUCAAUGAACAUUGUACUGUCAUUGCUGGAUUGCCUUUAGUUAGUUAAUAGACGAUGUUUUCGAUUUUGAUUAAAUAACUUUUUCGUUCAAUCUAAUUCAUAUGAUGUCCGACUAUCAAACUAGUGUUUGAGACCGUAAAAGAGUUUUCACAGAUGUAUAGAUCAUUGAUUGUUCAUGUUAUCAAAGAUUUUUGUUGGAUAAAGCAUACGAUUCAAAUAUCUUGUUAAUAUGAUUAAUGCAACAUGAACAUCGAUUAGACCGUGCGCAUAAAAAGGGUGUGGGUGUGGGAUGGGGUGGGUGCGGGUGUGAGAUGUGAAUGUGGGUGUGGGUGUGGGAUUGGUGCGGGUAUGGAUGUGGGUGUAGGUCUUCCCUUUUACCCAACCUACACCCACUCCCACACCUCAUCGAUGGAACGAGAAAAUUUCACAACGGCAUGACAUCUAGUUACUUGGAUUUUUCCUUUUAUUCUCACAUUGCCACAUUACAAGUGUAUAUAAAAAGACUGUAGCUUUGAUAAUAUUUUGUCUUUGUUCCAAAGAUAUGCUAAAAUAGAAGCUACCAAUUGAGAGUAACACAACAAUGGGAAUGAAAUCGAAUUUGCGCAAGUGUAGGCAACUUCAACGAAAAAACAAACGCAUUACUCAACGGAAAGCAAAUCAAGAUUUUCUUCUAUCCGAUUUACAUUCAGGUAUGGCUAACAAUAUCUAUACUUAUUUUUAAAAAAGGCACGGAAGAUAGAGUGAAAAGAGUGAAGAUAAAACACAACUUGAUUGAGAAUUUUCAUUCUAUCGUACCGUACCAUUCAAGCGAUUUUUUGCUGCGAAAUAAUUCUUUGGGAAAAGAGGAUGGAUGUAGUCAACUCAGCUAAUCAUUUUGAGACAUUGAAUCAUCCUUAGUCUAUUUUAUCGGACAGAUAUUUGUUUUUCAUCAAAUUCGUAAUUUUUGUAGCUUUGGAAUCGUCGCCGAAUGUGAUUGAGAAUGUCGAUCUGAUGAGCAUUCCCUUUCUCUAGACCAUCUUUUUCUGUUUUUUUUAAAAUAUAUUUUGGAAUCAUUCAAGGUGAGAGAUUAUUUAUUCUGUUAGAUUGUCUGUUUAUUUAGUUGUAACAGAUAAAAAUCGACUAGCUAGAUCAUCGAUAAGAAGUCAGUUGAUUGAUGAUUUCAAUUGUAAUAGCCCGGAAGAUAAUGACUACGAAAACUAUCUGGAAGAAGAUCGAGAAGAGAGUGAGAUACAAGCUUAUAUUGACUCGCAAUGGAGUGAAAUUUAUGAAGCCAUCAAUAUUGGUAAUGCUGGUCUUCUCGAAUCUAUUGUACCACCGAUCAAUAUCUACAAUGGUACGAAAAAAUAUUGGUCAGAUGAAUUAUAUUCGCAGCAAUGUUGGCAUACUACCGACAUUCUUUCACGUACUAUUAAUCUUGAACGUACAAGCUGUAUUCGGGUUUUGUUGGACAAGGUAUAUUCCGGUGAUCUUGACCCAGCUAUAGUACAUGGUGAUUUUCAUCUCUAUCGAACACCGCUGGCCUAUGCAUGUCAGGAAGGUGAUUUGAAUCUUGUUCGAGAACUCGUUGAAUGUGCUCAAAUGCAAGACAUAUUUGACAUUGUCGAACUUCUUCUGUCGUAUAUACACGGCAACAUUGCAACAAAUCAUGACAAUUUUACACCAAUGAUGUUAGCUGCACAUCAUGAUUUAAGACCGAUUGUUGAUUUACUUUUUCAAAUCUUACCACUCGAUCGAGCUGCCGACGAUCUAUUACAAUUAGCUUGUCGAUAUACAAUUGAUCAUAAUAUGCAAAAUCACGAUAUGGCAUUGUAUUUUUUUGAACAAGGUUUAAAUGGAAACUCAACACCGUAUCAUCUUAUACGCGAGAAAGUUUACGAAUUUUGCCAUGAAUGUCAAACCUUAGAUCAAUUGGAAUUCAUACAAGAUGAUGAAAAUACAUGCUUUACUCAUCAAUGA
Rotaria sp. Silwood2 is the source of this 2111-nucleotide messenger RNA. Lineage: Eukaryota; Metazoa; Rotifera; Eurotatoria; Philodinida; Philodinidae. The record is from the annotation of a GenBank genome assembly.